This is a messenger RNA of Dromaius novaehollandiae (emu), 587 nucleotides long. Its product is annotated as histone H2B 5. The transcript has a single exon. The record is from RefSeq and is a predicted model, not a curated record. Gene Ontology annotation, molecular function: protein heterodimerization activity; DNA binding; structural constituent of chromatin. Gene Ontology annotation, cellular component: nucleosome. The coding region runs from base 124 to 504 and encodes 126 amino acids. NCBI's taxonomy places the organism in Eukaryota, Metazoa, Chordata, Aves, Casuariiformes, Dromaiidae.
AUAAUGCGAGAAUAAAGAGCUGCUAGUUUGCAUAGCCUGACUAUAAAAAGGUCCCCAUCAAACGCUGUCUUUAUUUCGUGAGUGUUAAGUGGUACUCGUGUAUCGUCUUAACAUUUUUUAGUAAUGCCUGAGCCGGCCAAGUCAGCGCCCGCGCCCAAGAAGGGCUCCAAGAAGGCGGUGACCAAGACGCAGAAGAAGGGCGACAAGAAACGGCGUAAGAGCCGCAAGGAGAGCUACUCGAUCUACGUGUACAAGGUGCUGAAGCAGGUGCACCCCGACACGGGCAUCUCGUCCAAGGCUAUGGGCAUCAUGAACUCCUUCGUCAACGACAUCUUCGAGCGCAUCGCCGGCGAGGCGUCGCGCCUGGCGCACUACAACAAGCGCUCCACCAUCACGUCGCGGGAGAUCCAGACCGCCGUGCGGCUGCUGCUGCCCGGCGAGCUGGCCAAGCACGCCGUCUCCGAGGGCACCAAAGCUGUCACCAAGUACACCAGCUCCAAGUAAGCUGCCUCUGCGCUCUGUGCCAGACCCUCUCAACCCAAAGGCUCUUUUAAGAGCCACCCACCCUCUCAGUAAAAGAGCUGGUC